Molecule: messenger RNA, 1314 nt
Organism: Metarhizium brunneum ARSEF 3297
Lineage: Eukaryota; Fungi; Ascomycota; Sordariomycetes; Hypocreales; Clavicipitaceae
Gene: sua5
Product: Threonylcarbamoyl-AMP synthase
Biological process (GO): regulation of translational fidelity
Cellular component (GO): cytoplasm
Molecular function (GO): double-stranded RNA binding; nucleotidyltransferase activity; tRNA binding
Source: RefSeq, a predicted model, not a curated record
AUGAACACGCGGGUGGUUGCCGUCCCUCACAAGGGCACACUGGGCUCGUUUGACGACUCCAAGGACCCCCUGGGCAGGUUAGAGCACUGGCACAUCCACAGAGACGCCCGAGAUGCAGUCGCCGCGCUGGAACCCGCCGCAGAGUACCUCAAGACCAAAGACACGCCCGUCGCCUUCCCCACGGAGACGGUGUACGGCCUCGGCGCCGACGCCACGAGGAGCGCGUCCGUCAAGGGCAUCUAUUCGGCAAAGGGGAGGCCGUCGGACAACCCGCUCAUCGUGCACGUGUGCGAUCUCGACAUGCUGCGGACCCUGCUUGGCUCACGCGGCCAAGAUGCCAUCCCCGCGCGCUACCAGUCUCUCAUCGAGAGCUUCUGGCCGGGCCCGUUGACGAUUCUCCUGCCCAACCCUGACCCCUCGCCUCUUGCGCCAGAGGUCACGGCCGGACUCGACUCGUUUGGCGUGCGCAUGCCGUCGUCGCCGCUGGCCCUGACGCUCAUCAAGCUUGCUGGCGUGCCGCUGGCUGCCCCGUCUGCGAAUGCCUCCACGAAGCCGUCGCCAACCACGGCGCAACACGUCAAGGAUGACUUGGAUGGGCGGAUCGAGAUGAUCCUCGACGGGGGCUCCUGCCAGGUUGGCGUGGAGAGCACAGUCGUCGACGGCCUGUGCGAUCCGCCGGUCGUUCUGAGGCCGGGGGGCGUGGGCAUCGAUGAGUUGAGGAGCUGCCCCGGCUGGGAACACGUCGUCAAGGCGUACAAGGACCAGAGCGAGGAGGGCAAGGCGGCGCCGCGAGCCCCGGGCAUGAAGUAUAAGCACUACAGUCCCAGGGCGAGGGUCGUGCUGUACGAGUCGAGUUACGAGAAUGGGCGGGCCGGGAUUGUCGAGGCGGACGCGGAGGCUGUCGCGGCGACCGCGAUUGGGGGCACACACGCCGUGAACGGCACCGCGAGGAAGAAGGUGGGAGUCAUACGGACCAAGCGGUGGAAGCCCGCCGCUGGCUUGCGAUGCAGCAAGCUCCGUCUGGAUGCGAGGCGGAUUGGCCACAGUCAGCAGGGCGGCCAGCACGACGAGAUGCCAUAUGAUGUAUGUGCUGGGGAAUUGCAAAACGAACAAGGGGAGACAGUCGGCCAAGUCUUCGACAUAGGUCUGGGUCAAGAAACCCGCCGUAUAGCGCAAGGCUUGUUCUCCGCUCUUCGAGAGCUGGAUAGACGGGGUGCAGAUGUUAUUUUUGUAGACGGUAUAGACGAUGAGCUGGAUAUAGCAGCCGCUGUGAUGAACCGCCUUCGCAAGGCGGCAUCCGAAACUAGAGCAUAG